AUGUCUGACCGCGCGCACCACGACGGCUCUGCCGGCCGCGCCUACACGGUCGAGCAAAAAGCUGCCGUACUGCGGAUAAAAAGAUGCGGGCCGACUGCCUACUAUGAAAUUCUCGGCCUGGAAGAAGUAAAAAAGACAUGUACAGAUAGCGAGAUCAAGAAGGCAUACAGAAAACUCUCGCUCCUCACACAUCCGGACAAGAACGGAUACGCGGGCGCAGACGAAGCAUUCAAACUCGUCAGCAAGGCCUUCCAGGUCCUCAGCGACCCGGAUAAGAAGAGCAAGUUCGACCAGUUCGGAGGCGAUCCUGAUGCGCGCUUCAACCCUGCAUCGGCAAGUGCAGGAGGAGCGUCGCCGUUCAGCGGCUUUGCAGGACAGCGGGGCGGCGGGUUUCAGGAGGAGAUGACGCCAGAAGAGCUGUUUAGGCAGUUCUUUGGCGGUGGAUUCGGUGCGCCGUUCGGCGGUUUCGACACAGGGCCAGGCUUCGUGUUCAACCUCGGCGGCGGACCAGGAGUGAGGGUACAUCAGUUCGGCGGUGGACGACCGCGGAGAAGACCAGGGACUGCGCAGCCCGCAGGGCAGGAACAAACACCAGGUGUUGGUAAUGCGCUGGGGAAUUUGCUGCCACUGCUAUUCCUGUUCGUUUUGCCGCUUCUUUCGUCACUUUUCUCCGGUGGAUCAUCGAGUUCUGGUCCGUCAUUUGCAUUUCAGCGACAGCGCGAGUUCACAUGUCUGCACAAGUCGCAGGGCACAUUUGGCGUCGACUACUAUGUUGCGCCCUCUGUCUGCAGCGAGUACGGCAGCAAUCCCAGGGACAAGAGGUGGAAAGCACUCGACAAUCAUGUCGAGACAUCGUAUGUGCAUGCAGUUGACGUCAAGUGCAACCAAGAGCAGCAUUUACAACAAAGGAAGAUGCAAGACGCGCAAGGGUGGUUUUUUAUCGACGAAGAAGCCAUGGCACAAGCGAAGAAAAUGCCUACGCCCAAUUGCGACCUGCUAGCCAGGCAUGGGCUACGUCAACGAUACUAG
This is a messenger RNA of Boeremia exigua, 1029 nucleotides long. Its product is annotated as DnaJ domain-containing protein. NCBI's taxonomy places the organism in Eukaryota, Fungi, Ascomycota, Dothideomycetes, Pleosporales, Didymellaceae. The record is from RefSeq and is a predicted model, not a curated record. The coding region runs from base 1 to 1029 and encodes 342 amino acids. Gene Ontology annotation, molecular function: Hsp70 protein binding. Gene Ontology annotation, biological process: cellular response to misfolded protein. The transcript has 2 exons. Gene Ontology annotation, cellular component: endoplasmic reticulum membrane.